Geodia barretti is the source of this 1143-nucleotide messenger RNA. Lineage: Eukaryota; Metazoa; Porifera; Demospongiae; Tetractinellida; Geodiidae. The record is from the annotation of a GenBank genome assembly.
CACAUGCGCAUGUCUCACGCCUUUUGGUAGAAGAGAAGAUGGCUAGAAACGGACCAGAAUCUACUGCUGGUGCCCGUCUGAUACGAGUGGGCUCGCGGUCCAGCGAACUGGCAAUGAUACAGAGCGAGACGAUCGUCGCGGCCCUGAAGAAACUCCACCCAGAGCUCGAGGUCCAGAUCACCACCAUGAAGACCAUCGGAGACAAGAUUCUGGACAAGCCGCUUCCGGCGAUCGGACAGACCAAUCUCUUUACUAAAGAACUGGAGACGGCCCUCGCUGGAGGUCAGAUCGACCUCAUAGUUCACUCUCUCAAGGAUCUACCGACCACCAUUGCCCCAGAGAUGAAAGUCGCGGUGAUAUUCAAACGAGACAAGUCGACGGAUGCGGUUGUACUCCACUCCAAACACAAGGGGAAGAGACUGCAAGAGCUCCCCAGUGGAAGUGUCGUGGGCACCUCGUCUCUGCGAAGGAUAGCACAGUUGAAGAGAAUCUGCCCGGACCUGGUCUUCAAGUCUGUCCGUGGGAACCUCAACACUCGAAUGAAGAAGCUGGAUGAGAGUGGUGAGUACGAUGCCCUGGUUCUUGCCACAGCCGGACUGGAGAGACUCGGCUGGCUGGACAGAAUCGACCAGGAGCUGGACUCCUCCGAGUGUAUGUAUGCAGUUGGGCAGGGAGCACUGGCAGUGGAGACCAGAGCCAGUGACGACUCCACUAACGCUCUCCUGGAACAACUGAAUGACAUGGAGUCCGUUCUCUGUUGCGCAGCCGAGCGUAGCUUCCUCCAUAGUCUCAGUGGAGGAUGCAGCGUGCCUGUUGGUGUCUUCUCCGAGGUGAGAGACAGUGAGCUGUUCCUGGAGGGAGCAGUCUUCUCUCUAAAUGGCUCAGAAAUGAUCAAGAGCUCCGCUGGUGUCAGACUCCCCACUGGCUAUGCAGAGAAAAGUGUGGCAUUCUGGCUCAGUCAGGGAGAGCAGCUGGGGAAAGAGCUGGGAGCUGAGUUGUUGGCCAAAGGAGCAAGCCCCAUACUAGCCAAAGCAAAGGAGGAGAGUGAGAUUGGGAGAGACUGACAGACUGAAAUUUUGGCGCGGUUGUUUGUACAUUUUGCGCAUGCGCGGAUUAUUUAACACAGGAUGCCGCGAAAGGGUU